AAAAGUAUCUAUCUCUUCAAUAAUGGCUUCCAAAACCAUUUCCUUUGUGUUAUUGUCCCUCUUAACAUUGAGCCAACUUAUGCAUCUUUCCUUGGGGCAGACCGUCAAAGCGGCAUAUUGGUUCCGAGCCAGUGAAUUCCCUCUAGCUAGCAUUGAUUCCACGUUAUUCACUCACCUAUUCUGCGCUUUCGCAAAUCUCGAUUCCAACUCCAACCAACUUGUUAUAUUGCCUCCAGACCAAGAUUCCUUCUCCAAGUUCACACAAACCAUGAGACAAAAGAACCCUUCUGUCAAAACUUUGAUCUCUAUCGGCGGUGGAAGCGCCGACAAAUCUGUUUACGCCUCCAUGGCUAGCCAGGUUGGGAAGCGUAAGACAUUCAUUGAUUCAUCGAUCAAUUUGGCUAGGACUUAUGGCUUUCACGGCCUUGAUCUUGAUUGGGAAUACCCAACAGAUAGCACUCAAAUGACCAAUUUCGGAACUCUAAUUGAUGAGUGGCGUGUAGCAGUUGCAGCCGAGGCUAGGAACUCGGGUAAAGAGGCUCUUCUUUUGACAGCAGCGGUCUCCUUUGGGCCGAAAGUUGACGGGUUGUUGAGCUAUCCUUAUUCCUCAAUAACCAAAAGUUUAGACUGGAUUAAUGUUAUGUCUUAUGACUUUUAUGACCCUAAUCGUGCCAAUGAUAGAGCACAAACAAAAGAACAUGCAGCUCUAUAUGACCCCGAUAGUUCAAUAAGUGGAAGAAAUGGAAUAAGGGAUUGGAUCCAAACCGCCGGGGUGAAUUGGAAUAAGAUUGUUAUCGGGAUACCCUAUUAUGGGUAUGGUUGGAAGCUUGUAAACCCUAAUAACCACGGGCUUUUAGCCCCGGCAGAUGGCCCGUUUAGGAGUGGCGAUUCUUCAAUUGGGUACAAUCAGAUCAAGGAUUUUAUCACACAAAACAGAGCAUCUUCUGUUUAUAAUGCCACAAUCGUCGCGGAUUAUACUUAUGCGGGUACUACAUGGAUUGGUUACGACGGUACUCAAAGUGUUCAAGCCAAGGUCACUUAUGCGAAGAGUAAAGCGUUGCGCGGUUACUUUGCGUGGCAUGUUGGUGCGGAUUACAACUGGGAGCUUUCCAAAACCGCUUCACAAACAUGGGGAUGAUGAUGAAUAUCUGAAGGAUAGACUCGAAGGGUAAUAAUAAAUAAACAGCAGGAGCUAGCUCUUUCAUUUCAAAUAAAACUUUCAAACUGUUUAUGAUCUCAAUUCAUUAUAUUAUAAUAAGAAGAU
This is a messenger RNA of Impatiens glandulifera, 1264 nucleotides long. Its product is annotated as class V chitinase-like. Lineage: Eukaryota; Viridiplantae; Streptophyta; Magnoliopsida; Ericales; Balsaminaceae. The coding region runs from base 23 to 1138 and encodes 371 amino acids. Gene Ontology annotation, cellular component: extracellular region. The record is from RefSeq and is a predicted model, not a curated record. Gene Ontology annotation, biological process: chitin catabolic process; carbohydrate metabolic process. The transcript has 2 exons. Gene Ontology annotation, molecular function: chitinase activity; chitin binding.